Nicotiana tabacum (common tobacco) is the source of this 1046-nucleotide messenger RNA. Its product is annotated as dehydrodolichyl diphosphate synthase CPT3-like. Gene Ontology annotation, biological process: polyprenol biosynthetic process. NCBI's taxonomy places the organism in Eukaryota, Viridiplantae, Streptophyta, Magnoliopsida, Solanales, Solanaceae. Gene Ontology annotation, cellular component: endoplasmic reticulum. Gene Ontology annotation, molecular function: ditrans,polycis-polyprenyl diphosphate synthase [(2E,6E)-farnesyl diphosphate specific] activity. The record is from RefSeq and is a predicted model, not a curated record.
UAAAGCUAGAGUUCUUGAGAACCAAUGUCGAACAUUACCACUGUUUUAGUGUAUCGAACAUUAGAUAGUUAAAGGAGCAUCCGAGAAAAUACUGCAGGUUCUGACACGUAAACUACAACUGUUUGAAUUUGGUGUGGGAAUAGAAAAUGUUGAAGACAAGUGAUAGUUUAGCAAGGAGGUUGAUUGGGAGUUCAAUUGUUUACAUGCGUAGAUUUCUGUUCCGAAUUUUAUCUGUAGGUCCAAUACCAAACCACAUCGCCUUUAUUAUGGAUGGGAAUCGGAGGUAUGCUAAGAAACGGAAUAUAGCGGAGGCUACUGGAUACAGAGCUGGUUUUUUGGCUGUCAUGUGCAUGCUCAAGUAUUGCUACGAAUUGGGAGUUAAAUACAUGACUAUAUAUGCAUUCAGUAUCGAUAAUUUCAGAAGAAGACCGGAGGAAGUUCAGUACUUGAUGGACUUAAUGCUGGAGAAAAUUGAAGGAUUAAUCAAACAAGAAAGCAUUGUCAAUGGAUAUGGAGUGAGGAUACAUUUCGUAGGGAACCUGAAGCUUCUUAACGAGCGAGUUAGAGUUGCAGCUGAGAAGGCGAUGCAAGCCACUGCCAACAACACCAAUAGCACUCUCUUAAUCUGUGUGGCCUACACUUCUACUGAUGAGAUUUUGCACGCCGUUCAAUCAUCCUGCCUAGAGAAAUGGAAUGAAAUCCAAGAACUUGACGCGAACCAAGCUCAAAAUGGUGAAAUAACUGAAGAAAAACUGGAGCUAAAUCAUAUCAUAAAGCUGGUAGAUAUAGAGAGGCAUGCAUACAUGGGAUUGGCACCUGAUCCUGAUGUUCUGAUUCGAACUUCGGGUGAGACUCGUCUUAGCAAUUUCCUUCUUUGGCAGACUACAAGCUGUUUACUGUAUUCCCCAAAGGUAUUGUUUCCUGAGAUUGGUUUACGACACUUGGUAUCGGCAGUCUUGAAUUUCCAGCGACUGUAUCCUCAUUUGGAGAAGGAAAAGAAGCAGUUGUAAAAAUCACUGCUAUUUUACCUUUAUUAGUCUUUUACA